AUGGUGAAAAGUGCGCUGAGUUCACCUCCACAUGCUACUUCUAGCGGAAAUGUCUCAACUGAUUCAUCCUCUAGAAGCUCGACAACAAUUAAAUUACGAUUGUUUGUUAGUUUGCUUGUGCUAAUAACAAUGGGUUCAUUUUGUCAAUUAUGUCAAAUCAUGUGCACAAGAAAUGGUACUUCCAAAAUUGCUAGUCUUCUUAUUUUAUUUAUUGCAUUUUUCGGAUAUGUUUGGAUGAGUAUACAUUCAUGUGCUUUAACCAGAGCUCGUAAAGCUUUCUUCGAUGAAUCAAAUGUACUGGAAACAUAUCAACCACGAGCAAGAACAAUGGGACAUUUAUUUUGUCCUGAGCCACCAACGCCUGCGCCAACUGUGAAAUUUCCGGAAAAUGUUGAUGAAAAUAAAAAGAAGCGUUCGAGUGAAGAAAAUGCUGCAUUUAAUGCUAUGCGAGACUCGCAUUAUGCAAAUAUGUUUGAGUAUGCUAUGAAAAUGCAAAAAGAAAUGCAAGCAAUAGAAAAAGCUAAUGAUCAACCUGAAUCAUUAGUUAGCUCAUCAUCAAUAACCGAAACAUCAACAACAGAACCAUCUCAAUUUCAAACAACUGCCAGUAACGAACAACAAUCAGUAAACAUUGAUUCACGAAAACAAAAUUCAUCCAAUAAAUCAUCAUCAGAAAAAAAUAAAGAUAUGCUUAUUUGA
Brugia malayi is the source of this 699-nucleotide messenger RNA. RefSeq lists its product as uncharacterized. The transcript is spliced from 5 exons. The coding region runs from base 1 to 699 and encodes 232 amino acids. NCBI's taxonomy places the organism in Eukaryota, Metazoa, Nematoda, Chromadorea, Rhabditida, Onchocercidae. The record is from RefSeq and is a predicted model, not a curated record.